Molecule: messenger RNA, 4365 nt
Organism: Saxophila tyrrhenica
Lineage: Eukaryota; Fungi; Ascomycota; Dothideomycetes; Mycosphaerellales; Extremaceae
Gene: PMC1
Product: plasma membrane calcium
Exons: 1
Coding region: 1-4365 (1454 amino acids)
Biological process (GO): calcium ion transmembrane transport; intracellular calcium ion homeostasis
Cellular component (GO): intracellular membrane-bounded organelle; plasma membrane
Molecular function (GO): ATP hydrolysis activity; P-type calcium transporter activity; ATP binding
Source: RefSeq, a predicted model, not a curated record
AUGUCGGAGGACGCACAACCGCCUCCCGCCGAUGGGCGGGCGUCACCAUCACCCGGCGGACCAGGACGAAGAGCUCGUGCACCAACCAUUACCAUCGACACCUCAGCAGUCCAGAGAUCGUCGAGCGCGAGAUCGCGAGACCCAGAUCAUGAGAUGGAGCAUUUAUCAGAUGAUGGGAAAUCGAUCAAUGGAGACAAAACAGAGAAGACGCCAGGUUUGAGGCCGACAUCGAACGCGCAAUCAACGCCAACGGAGCUACGAGCCAGCAACAGCUUUGACAGCAGAGACUCGAGACCCACAAGUCCACACAACAUCUCCUCUCCUACGCAGUGGAACAAUCCACAAAAUUUCCUGGCCGUCCCCAAUUCCAGGGGGAGGGGGGCCAGCUUCGACACUGCUGCAAGCGGCGAUACUGUGUCGACUUCCGAUAUAACAUACGUGAACACGCAAACGCCAAUGUCGGACGGCAAGCCGAAGGCUUUUGCAGACGAUGAGCAGAGGCUCGGCGCCGGAGACCAUCCCGUACUCUCGGACGAAGAAGCACUACAACCGGACAAAGGCACGGAGGAGGACUUCCACCGCGACAACAACCCCUUCGCCUUCACACCUGGCCAGAUGGGCAAGAUGUUUAAUCCCAAGAGCUUGGGCGCGUUCCACGCAGUGGGAGGUUUGGCAGGGUUGGAGAAGGGGUUGCGAUCAGACCGACUCGGCGGCUUGAGCGUGGACGAGAAGGGUCUGGAUGGUGCCGUGUCAUUCCAAGAUGCCACCACUGUGGGCAGUCCCUCGUCAGACUCUACAAUCGUUGCUGAACCCGAGAUGGCAAAGGAAUCUGGAAACGAGGUUUCGGGUACCUACGACGACCGUAAACGCAUCUUUGGCGACAACAGGCUUCCCCAGAAGAAGACCAAGACCAUUUUCGAGCUUAUGUGGCUCGCGUACAACGACAAGGUCCUCAUCGUCCUGACCGUGGCGGCCGUCAUUGCUUUGUCUCUCGGCUUGUACCAGGCCCUUGGAACGGAGGAGGGCGGCUACGAAUGGGUGGAAGGUGUCGCCAUCAUUGUCGCAAUCGUGGUUGUCGUUAUGGUCGGCGCCGUGAACGACUGGCAAAAGGAGAAGCAGUUUGCUAAGCUCAACGCCAAGAAAGAGAGUCGGAAUGUGAAAGUCGUGCGCUCUGGAAGGACGCAGGAAGUCAACAUCCAUGACAUCUUCGCAGGCGACGUGCUUCUCGUGGAGCCUGGCGACAUUCUACCCGUUGACGGCAUUUUCAUCACCGGACAUGGCAUCAAAUGUGACGAGUCGUCUGCCACUGGCGAGUCGGACAUCAUGAAGAAGACACCUGCCGAGGAGGUAUUCCGCGCCAUGGAGUCGAACGAGAAUCUCAAGAAGCUCGAUCCGUUCCUGAUUUCUGGCGGCAAGGUCACCGAAGGCUACGGCCGCAUGCUGGUUACCGCAGUCGGCGUAAACUCGUCGAUGGGCAAAACCAUGCUGUCUCUGCAAGACACCAACGAAGCCACACCAUUGCAGGUCAAGCUCAACCACCUCGCGGAACAGAUCGCGAAGAUUGGUAGCGCUGCGGCCUUGCUGCUGUUCAUCGUUUUGCUCAUCAAGUUUCUGGCGGACCUGCCAAACAACAACGGCACACCCGCUGAGAAGGGCCAGGAGUUUAUGACUAUCCUCAUUACUGCUGUGACCAUCGUGGUGGUGGCUGUUCCCGAAGGUCUUCCGCUGGCUGUCACGCUUGCUCUGGCUUACGCUACGAAGCGCAUGUUGAAGGACAGGAAUUUGGUCCGUGUGCUGAGAUCCUGCGAAACCAUGGGCAAUGCGACGACUGUCUGCUCAGACAAGACCGGCACUUUGACCCAGAACGUCAUGACGGUUGUUGCCGGCUCCAUUGGGACGUCUAACAGAUUUUCCAACAAGGCAGCGCAGACGUCGGAUGAAAGUCAGGCUACGGCCGUUGACGAUGUAUCUGCCCACGAGUUCACAAGUUCGCUUUCCAAGGACGUCAAGACACUCUGGAAAGACAGCAUCGCCAUCAACUCCACUGCGUUCGAGACUGACGAAGGAGGCAAGAGGACUUUCAUCGGCUCGAAGACCGAGACCGCUCUUCUGGACUUCGCCUCUGAGUUCCUAGGCAUGGACACUGUCACGACCGAACGCAGCAACGCUCAGAUCAUCCAGAUGGUCCCGUUCGACUCGUCGCGGAAAUGCAUGGGCAUGGUCUUCAAGCUCAACAACGGCAAGGGCUACCGAUUGAUCGUCAAGGGCGCCAGUGAGAUUAUGCUCAAGUACUCAAACCAGAUCUUGCGCGACCCGACCAACGGCGUUGACGCGGCUACCAUGACCGGUGACAACCGCAAGACCUUGGCUGGACUCAUCGACGCAUAUGCUUCACGCUCGCUGCGCACCAUCGGCUUCAUCUACCGGGACUUCGAGACCUUCCCUCCUCGUAACGCGAGGAUGCAGGAAGACGACAAGACCCAGGUCGUCUUCGAGGACAUGUGCAAGGACAUGAUCUUCUUGGGCGUGGUCGGUAUCCAGGAUCCUCUCCGUGCCGGUGUCCCAGAGGCUGUCAAGGACUGCAUCAAGGCUGGCGUGUUCCCGCGCAUGGUUACUGGCGACAAUCUCACCACCGCAAAGGCCAUUGCGACCGAGUGCGGCAUCUUCACGCCUGGAGGAAUAGCGCUCGAGGGCCCAGAGUUUCGUAAGAUGUCCGACGCUGAGCAGCGAAACGUCAUUCCCAAACUGCAGGUCCUGGCCCGUUCGUCGCCCGAUGACAAGCGCAAACUGGUCAAGCGUCUUAAAGAGAUGGGCGAGACUGUCGCUGUCACGGGUGAUGGAACCAACGAUGCCCCUGCUCUGAAGGCCGCUGAUGUCGGCUUCUCCAUGAACAUCGCUGGUACCGAAGUCGCCAAAGAAGCCUCCGACAUCAUUCUUAUGGACGACAACUUCACUUCGAUCGUGCUGGCGCUCAUGUGGGGCCGCGCUGUCAACGAUGCCGUGCGGAAGUUCCUGCAGUUCCAGCUUACCGUCAACAUCACCGCCGUCUUGCUUGCAUUCAUCUCUAGUGUGGCGAGUGCCCAGGAAGAGUCCGUCCUUACUGCCGUCCAACUUCUCUGGAUCAACCUCAUCAUGGACACCAUGGCCGCACUCGCCCUGGCCACGGACCCACCAACCCGCAACAUCCUCAACCGAAAGCCAGAUCCCAAGUCAGCACAUCUCAUCUCCGUGACCAUGUGGAAGAUGAUCAUCGGACAAGCCAUCUACCAGCUCGUCGUGACACUGAUUAUGAACUUUGCCGGCAAGCGGAUCUUGGGCUACGACGCACCGUACCCUUGCCCAGUUGGCGGUAUCAACGGCAGCUGCCAAGGUGCUUGGGAACACAAGGACAUGCAGACGCUCAUCUUCAACAUCUUCACCUGGAUGCAGAUCUUCAACGCGCUCAACAACCGACGUCUGGACAACCGGUUCAAUGUCUUCGAGGGCAUCUUCAACAACUUGUUCUUCAUCUUCAUCUUCUUCAUCAUGAUUGCUGGACAGACGCUUAUCAUCUUCGUCGGCAGCUGGAACGUCUUCCAGGCGCAACGACAAGGCGCGCGGAACUGGGGUAUUGCACUCAUUCUCGGCGCGAUCUCUCUGCCGAUUGGUGUGGUCAUCCGCUUGAUUCCGGACGAGGUCGCGUCCAGACUGGUGCCUCCGUUCAUCAAGAACUUUGCUUCGCGGAGACAGCAGAAGCUCACGCUCAACGAUGAGGAGAAUCCGUUCGAAUUCAACCAAGCGCUCAUGGACCUCAAGGACGAGCUGGGCUGGAUCAAGAAGUACAAGGGUGGCCGCAUCAACAGCCUCAAAUUCAGCCUGCAGCACCCGAAGGAAGCUUUCUUGCAGAGCAGAAGCCCCAGCCGCAGCCGAGCGUCAUCCAGCCUGCCACGAACACCAAACAACGAGCCUAUCGAGGACGAUCGAUCUGGCACCGGCACCGGCACCUCCCCGGCCCCACCCACCCCCGAAUCCAAGGGCCGCCGACGCGGCCGCUCCCGCUCCAACUCCGCCUUCGCCGGUGCCGCCAUGGCGGGCAUCGUCGCCGGCUCCAUCGCAGGCGGCUGGUCGCCCAUCGAGCGCCGCGAAGGGGAUGCCGACAGCCUGCGCUUCUCGCACCAGCGGUCCAAGAGCGAUUUGGCGCGGGAGGUGAAGAUGGAGCCGCAUCCGGAGACGAAGGGGGAUGAUCCAGUGGUGGUGGAGAAUGCGGUUGAGCAGGCGGGCGGGCCGCCGAGUCAGGCGACGAGUACGACGCCGCGGUUUGGGGUUGGGCCGUUUGCUGGGGAGCCGGCGAAAGAGGAUGGGGAGGAGGAGGAGGGGAAGAGAUGA